Molecule: messenger RNA, 567 nt
Organism: Pseudocercospora fijiensis CIRAD86
Lineage: Eukaryota; Fungi; Ascomycota; Dothideomycetes; Mycosphaerellales; Mycosphaerellaceae
Exons: 3
Coding region: 1-567 (188 amino acids)
Source: RefSeq, a predicted model, not a curated record
AUGCACUCGGAUGACUGGCAUCUAGAGAAUGAUCCUAAGAAAAGAAAACGCAUCCAGGACAGGCUGGCUCAACGAGUAAGACGCAAACGUCUCCGAGAAGCGAGGAAUACAGACAAGACUCGACAAGAAGUUCGCGAUGGACUGGCCUCAAAUAUCGCUCAUUUUGUCUACGAUGCUCCUUUCGUACGAAUCUCCUUGGCUUACGAAAUUCCCGCUCCGAUCACCAUCUUCGGUGCCCUCUUCAUCAAUGGCAAGGUGCUAGGACUUUCAUGCUUCAGUCAAGUGGCGACAAGAUCAUCACCCGCCUCGCCGGAUGUACCACUAUCUUUGCGGCCAACGGCGACGCAGCUCUUGACGCUUCACCUUACAGGCAUCGAUCGAUUCCCGUUUCCAAAGAUGCGAGACAACUACAUCAAUAUGGGCGGGUUGAUCGAUGAAGAGGACUUUUCUCUCGACAUAUUCACCAAGCCAAGCUUUGAUAUCAAACCUGGUGGACCUGCCUGGGACCCAGAUGCUUGGAUUCCUGCAAAAUCAUUUCUGGAGAAAUGGGGAUUUCUGAUGCAGUGA